ACGCAAUCCUCGGUUAAAGUGUGGCCAAUUUUAGCGUAUACUUUAAUCGACGGCUAAUCUAUUUAAUCACGUGAUAUAAUAAUAUUGAUAAUAUGGGGGAAUAGGAAUGACGCAAGGCUGAAAAAGCACGUGAAAUGACAAUGUUGUUGAUAAUAUGGGGAAUGGCGCAAGGCUGAAGCACGUGAAAUACAGUUGCGGACAUAGCGGCGUUACCCUUGGGGCCGGGCUCUAGGCAAGUCUGUGACGUACAGUAUUGAGCUCCCAAGACCAUUUGUGUGGAGGAAACGAAUUCUUCUUAAAAACCUAUUUAAUUGCAACGAAAUCUCCAUAUUACUGUUUUAAAUUUACUGGAAAAAGAUUCACACGCAUCUACGACCUUAAAACCCAACCUUAUCUCAUCAUGACUUCCACCGUGGUCAUCGGAAGUACCGGCCUUGUGGGAUCUCACAUCCUCUCCACGCUCCUCCAGCUCCCAGCUAUUAGCUCUGUGCGCACUUUCACCCGACGCGCCCCCCAGGACACUGGCGCAAAGCUAAACGCGACCGUUGAGGACUCGGCGAAAUGGGCAGCUAGCAUUUCCGCCAUCACGCCUCCGCCCGACAUUUUCUUCUCUGGUCUGGGCACCACUCGUGCCGCAGCAGGUGGAUUUGACAACCAGCGGAAGAUCGACUAUGACCUGAACCUUGAAGCUGCUCAGGCAGCGAAGAGGGCUGGCGCCAAGGUCUACGUUCUCAUCAGCAGUGGUGGCGCGAAUCCCAAUUCAAUGAUGGGAUACCCGAAGAUGAAGGGGGAACUGGAAGAGGCCGUGAAGGCACUGGGCUUUGAGAAGACCGUGAUUCUGCGACCUGGCCUUAUUCUUGGUGGAAGAGACCACCUGAGAGCGGCAGAAUAUGCGUUCCAGGGCAUUGCAAGGGUAUUUGGUGCCGUAAGUGGUGGUUGGUUGAGCGACGGUUGGGCGCAGGAUGCGGAUGUCAUUGCCAAAGCUGCAGUGAGCGGUGGAUUGAAAGCACUUGCGGGGGAGGGACCAGCGUCGUUGACAAUGGGACAGUCGGAAAUUGUGAGACUGGGAAGAACGGAGUGGAAAUCAGAGGAGCAGAAGUAGGCUUGGAAUCACUACGAGUGGAAGGUUGGUUGUACUGUACGAUACCAGGUUGUGACAUGAUUGGAGUUGUUAGUUCUGGGAAUUGGGCUUGAGAUGAACUGUAAUACAUUCAUUCAAUGAAUAUCUAGUAAUAUAUACUCUUC
Pseudogymnoascus verrucosus is the source of this 1245-nucleotide messenger RNA. RefSeq names its product Protein fmp52, mitochondrial (gene FMP52). The record is from RefSeq and is a predicted model, not a curated record. Gene Ontology annotation, biological process: import into nucleus. Gene Ontology annotation, cellular component: cytoplasm. NCBI's taxonomy places the organism in Eukaryota, Fungi, Ascomycota, Leotiomycetes, Thelebolales, Thelebolaceae. Bases 401 to 1102 code for a protein of 233 amino acids. The transcript is spliced from 2 exons.